This is a messenger RNA of Galeopterus variegatus (Sunda flying lemur), 5444 nucleotides long. It is a transcript of the gene PRUNE2, whose product is annotated as prune homolog 2 (Drosophila). The transcript is spliced from 4 exons. NCBI's taxonomy places the organism in Eukaryota, Metazoa, Chordata, Mammalia, Dermoptera, Cynocephalidae. The annotation marks the transcript as partial. Gene Ontology annotation, biological process: apoptotic process. The record is from RefSeq and is a predicted model, not a curated record. Gene Ontology annotation, molecular function: pyrophosphatase activity. Gene Ontology annotation, cellular component: cytoplasm.
AUGACCAUGGAAUCAGAGAAGAUCUCAGAGAAGCAGGAGGAAAUUCUGUCUAUCCUGGAAGAAAAAUUUCCUAACUUGCCUCCAAGGGAGGACAUCAUCAACAUCCUGCAGGAGACCCAAUUCAAUGCUCAGGGUCUCAGUAUUGAACAGACAAUAUUAAAAGAUCUAAAGGAACUGUCAGAUGGAGAAAUAAAAGUGGCCAUUAGUACCGUGAACAUGACCCUUGAGAACUGUGUGUUUCACAGCAAUAUCACCAGCGAUUUGAAAACAUUUACAGACAAAUUCGGUUUUGAUGUCCUCAUCCUGUUCUCCAGCUACCUGUCAGAGGAGCAGCAGCCCAGACGCCAGAUCGCCGUGUACUCGGAGAACCUAGAGCUGUGCAGUCAGAUCUGCUGCGAGCUGGAAGAGAGUCAGAGCCCUUGCCUGGAACUGGAGCCCUUUGAAUGUGGCUGUGAUGAGAUCCUGGUGUACCAGCAGGAGGACCCGUCAGUGACUUGUGAACAGGUGGUUCUUCUUGUCAAGGAAGUCCUCAGCAGGAGGUGUCCAGAGAUGGUCUCCAACAGCCGGACGUCGUCAACAGAAGCUGUGGCAGGCAGCGCCCCCCUCUCCCAGGGGUCUUCCGGGAUUAUGGAGUUGUAUGGUUCUGACAUAGAGCCACAGCCCAGCUCUGUGAAUUUCAUAGAGAACCCUCCAGAUCCCAAUGAUUCCAACCAGGCCCAGGUGGAUGCCAACAUAGACCUCGUUAGCCCAGACAGUGGGUUGGCCACUAUCAGGAGCAGCCGUUCAUCCAAGGAGAGCUCAGUCUUCCUCAGUGACGACAGUCCAGUGGGAGAAGGUGCAGGGCCUCACCACAGCCUCCUCCCAGGGCUGGACUCAUAUAGUCCCAUCCCCGAGGGGGCAGUGGCAGAGGAGCAUGCACGGUCCGGAGAACAUGGUGAACGCUUUGACCUCUUCAACUUUGACCCAGCACCCAUGGCUUCUGGGCAGUCCCAACCAUCUUCCCAUUCUGCAGACUGCUCCCCAGCAGAUGACUUCUUCCCCAAUAGUGAUUCGUCAGAAGGACAGCUUCCCGCUGGGCCUAAAGGACUUGAUGGGAUAGGGAUCAACAUGUCUAAUUAUUCAUCCAGUUCACUUUUGUCAGAGGCUGGCAAAGAUACCCUUGUGGAAUUUGAUGGAGAGUUUGUCCAAAGAAAAGAAAGUCCUAGAGAUAACUCGGAAAGAAAUUUGAGCCUGACAGGUUUUAUGGGAGAUGAGUCUCCUUCACCAGAAAGGCUAGAAAAUAUUGGAAAGAGGAUCCCACCAACACCUAUGAAUAGUUUUGUUGAAAACUCACCAUCCCCUGAAGAACCAGACCCUCUCUAUUCAGAAGAUAUGACCCAAAAAGCAAUCAACACAGAUCACACAGAGCCACCUCCAACCCGUGCUCGGUGCAGCAGUUGGUGGGGUGGUUUGGAAAUUGACAUUAAAAAUAUGGCAGAUGCAUGGAGUUCCAGUGAGCAGGAAUCUGUCUUCCACAGCCCUGAGUCAUGGAAAGAUCGUAAGCCAAGCUCAGUUGAUAGAAGAGCCUCAGAUUCUGUAUUUCAACCAAAAAAUCUCGAAUUCCCAGAGUCAGGUCCCUGGAAGUGUGAAUUUGGUCAGUCUGAACUGGGUAGCAGUGAUAUUCAAGACCAAAAUGAGGAAAGCAUGCAGUUUCAGAACCUGCCCCUGGAGAAAUCACAUUUGCCAGAUGAUUCUCCUCAGAAAACGAACCACCUGAUAGAAGACUUCGCUGCCUUAUGGCAUUCUGGCCGCUCUCCCACAGCGAUGCCUGAGCCAUGGGGAAAUCCUACAGAGAACAGAGAACCAGCGGCCACAGCAUCAUUCCCUGCCUGGAGGGCACUUGGUAAAGAAGAUAAUGUUGAAGCUUUAAACAAUACCUGGAAUCUGCACCCCACAAGUGCUGAGACACCUUCUGUGAGGGACCCAAAUGAGUGGGUCAUGGCAAAAAGUGGGUUUUCUUUUCCUUCAGAAGAUCUAUUGGACAAUUCACCCAGUGAGGCAGAAAAUGAAGCAGCUCCAGAAAUCUGGGGCAAGAGGAACGGUAACUCCAGGGAUAAUAUCCUUGUAUCGGGAAAUCCCAGUUCUGAUCUGGACCAUGCAUGGAAUAAUUCUAAGCCAUCGAAGGAAGAUCAGAGUGGUUUAGCAGAUCCUGAAACUAGGGGGCAGGUGUAUGAAAAGGUAGAUUCCUGGAACCUUUUUGAGGAGAGUGUUAAGAAAGGAGGGUCAGACGUCCUAGCUCCCUGGGAAGAUUCCUUCUUAGCAUAUAAAUGCUCCGAUUACAGUGCAUCCAACAGAGAAGAUUCAGUGCCCUCCCCCUUAGAUACCAACUACUCCACCUCGGACUCCUACACAUCACCAACAUUUGCUGAGGAUGAAAAGGGAACUGAAAACAAGACAUUUGCUAAAGAAGAAGCUUCUGAGUCAAAAGAUGCUACCUGUACCCCCGAGGAGGCUGGAAUUCCCCCUCAGUCACUGCAGCAGCCACCUAGGAAUCGAAUUAGUUCAGGUCCUGGGAACCUAGACAUGUGGGCUUCUCCGCAUGCAGAUAGUAGUUCUGAGAUGAAUGCCACUCGCAGCCCAGAUAGAGAUUUACUCAAGACAGAGCACACAGAUGAUAGAAACGUCGCCAUGGAGGAUGACGCUGGGGGAAGCAGCCAGUCCAGUUACGAUGACCCCAGCAUGAUGCAGCUGUACAAUGAAACAAACCGGCAACUCACACUGCUGCACAGCAGCACCAACUCCCGGCAGGCGGCCUCCGACAACCUCGACUUGUGGAACAGAGUGAUUCUGGAGGACACGCAGUCCACCGCGACCAUCUCGGAUAUGGAUAAUGACUUGGACUGGGAUGACUGCAGUGGGGGCAUGGCGAUCCCUGGCAAUGGUCACACAGAAGAAUACAUGGCUGACAGUACUGAACCAGAAACCCGAUUUUCAGUGAGACAGCUGGAACCAUGGGGCGUGGAGUAUCAGGAAGCUAGUCAGGCAGACUGGGAACCCCCUGCCUCUGCUGAGCACCCCAAAGACACUGCUCCUAGCGAAUAUCACACACUGAAUGAGAAAAGUGGGCAGCUGAUCGCAAACAGUAUUUGGGAUUCUGUCAUGAGAGCUAAAGACAUGUCAUCUUUCAUGUUACCAGGCCCACUGUGUAUUACAGAAUCUGAGCAAAGCAAAUUGCCUCCUGAAUCUCCCAGCCAUUCAGCAAAUGUUAAGGACAGUCUCAGCCCAGAUGGGCUAGAAGCCUCUGGAGCCAGUGAGUUGGGAGCACUUACACCUCAUCCCGACAACCAGGACACAUGGAGAGGACCCCUGCACAGUGAUACAGCACCCUUGGGGACUGGGCUUGAGAAUCCAGGGCAUUUUGCACACUCAGACUCAUGGAAAGGUCAUAGGUAUGGACAAAGUGAAAGUGAGGAUGUCCCUGGAGCCACUGACAGCAGGCGCCUCGAUGAGGAGGUGACAGGCCAUGUCACCGAUAACGCCUCAGGUAUUUCUGGAAAAGGGCCAGGCGACCAGGAACUCUCUUCUCAAGUUACAUCUGAACAUCAAGAAAUCUCCGUUGAAUCAGACAAAAUGAACUCUCUUUCAGUCACUUUCAGUCCUCAAACCGAGGAACCAAAGAAAGCUUCAAAAUAUAAGAAGGGGUCUUACAACCUAUACUCCUGUGAUGUGCAAACAGGGGUGUCCACAAAUAACCUGCGGGCAAAAGAUAGCUGUGAAAAGCACCUCGUGAGUCAUAGAAAUUCAAGUGAAGCCACUGAGAUUUCAGGUGAGAUAAAUUUAACAAAAAAUGUGUCUUUAUCUGAAAUGGAUCUUGAGAACACUGAAGAAUGUAACAUUCUGGAGCCAGAGAGAGUGAACGAAGGGCCACCUCAUGAAUUUCCCCGAAGCCCUGACAUUUGGAACGACCCUGUACACGGUGAUAUGCAGGCCAGUUGCACAAGUUCUGAGAUAACUAAGAAUCUCGAAGUUAAGGGGACUAAAAACAGCCUUUCAGGAGCCAGUUCUUUUGGAAAUCGUGACAGAGAAAGCAUUUCUAGUGAGUUCACCUUUUCAAGUGCAUCAAGUCCUGAUCUCAAUGACUCUUCGUUUGCACUGUCUUCCUGGGGCCAUGGACCCAGGACUGAGCAUGAAAAAGAGAAUCGAGAUGAUCGGAGUGAACCGAAUCACCAAGAAUCUGAACUAAUCACCACCGAUGGCCAACUAGAAGUAGUUAUUGAAAUGGAGGACUUAGAAAAAAAUAGAAUGGACGAGUUUGAAAAGAGCUUUGAUCACAAGGUUCCUAGAUUUUUAGAGAUUUGGAAUGACUCAGUUGAUGGUGAUUCCUUGUCCUCUUUAUCCAGCCCUGAAACAGGCAAAUAUUCUGAAUAUUCAGGUACAUAUCAGGAAAGAAAUCUAAUGGUUAGCCAACAGGAGAAAAAUGAAUGUGACGUGCCUGACACUGUGCAGCCAGAGGAUGCCAAGGUCAUUUCAAGGAUCUCAGGUCCUGAUGAUGAUAGCAUAGGUGCUGAAGAGUCGGUGGAGAACGAGAUCCAUUCACCUAUUUGCCAAGUUGCUCAGAGUGAAUCCAGAGCUUGUGAUUCGUUUAACGAAUCUAAUAAGUUCUUGGCCACAGCUGAUCCCAAGUCUGAGGAAUUUGCUGGCUACAUAGGCAGUCCAGGACAAGCAGAGAAUGAGAAAAAGUCAAACCCGUCUUGUGACAUUCCACAAAGCAGCCCCGAUCCCUGGAAUUUCUCACCACUGGUGGAGACUGAAAUACAGAUUCCAGCAGCAGAGAAGGAGAAGAAAUCUUCAGAAACAGGGAAGACGGGAGAUGUCGUCUGGCAAACAGCUCCCAAAACUGAACCAAAGAAUGAAGAUAAUUCUAAGUUGGAAAGGCUUGGCUUCUCAGCUGAGAGCACUGACUGGUGGAGGACCUCGCCGCAAGAAGGGAGGCCACUUGAGAGUACAUUUGAAGGGGAACUGUCUAACUCAAGCGGUGUGUUAGGGAUGAAUUCUUCAGUAUGCCAAAAUAUGGGUCCCUGGGGAGUACCCAUCCAGGGUGAUGAUGAAUCCAUGGAAACAUACUGUACCAAUCCUUUCAGUGAUAAACAUCAGCCACCCUUUCUGGAAAGUGAUGGGGGGAACUCCCACGAGCAGCUUUGGAACAUUCAACCAAGGCAGCCAGACCCAGAUGCCAACCAGUUUAGCCAGCUGGUAGUACUGGACCAAAUCAAAGAAAAGGAUUCAAGAGAGCAAACCUUCAUGUCUUCCGCUGGUGAUGUACUCGCUGCUGAAAUGCCUACCCAAGAGCAGUGCCAGGACACCGUGCUGUCAGCUUGGGAUCAACCAGACCCAUCUCCUCACACAGGUGGAAAUGAACGUGUUAUAUCUAAUGUUUCAACUAUUGUGUGUCCAGAAACAAAUUG